ACAAAUGUCAUUUCUCAUGUUUAUACGCCCAAAAAAGAAUUUUUUUUAUUGCUCCCAUUCUCUGAGUGAUUGACGACUGUCUCGCGAAGAAGAAGAAUACAUUGUCCAUUUUAUUGGAUUAAUGUUGUGUGUGGUGUAUUAUAUAUACGGUGUGUCAUCAAAAACACGCAUAUUUUAUGCAUGCAAGGGAUAAAAUAAAAUGCUCGCAUCGGCAAUACAUCAUCAACAUCGCUGAAUUGAAUCGACUUGCUCAUACUUGUGCUCUUGUGUAUUUAAAUUUACAUUAAAAGUCCAUCGGCUCUGACAAACUCAUUUAACAACAGACUAUCGUGUGUGUGUGUGCAUAAUUCGGUUUGUUUCUCGGUUGAAUUCGAUUUACGACAGACAAAUUUUUUGAGCACAAUUGAGAGUGUGCAAUAUCAAAACAAUGGCAGAAGGCGAAGUGGACGAAUUGGUGGAAUCAUUCAAAACCAUAUCAAUACAAUGUACGAAUAGUGUUGAAUUAAUUGAAUGCCUGAAGAAAAUUGUGCAAGCGGCUGAAACAAAUGCAACCACAUAUGACGCAAUCAAUUUAACAGACACAUUUUUGGUAUUAUUGAAACGCAACGAUUUAGAUGCGGAUGUACGUGAACAAAUCGAUCGUACAAUUGCUGAAAUAACAAAAAUUGAUGGCCAACGAAAGCGAUUCACAACGAAUUCAAUUAUCGAAAAUGUAUUGAAUCGUUUGGCAACGGAGACAAAACAAAAUACAUCGACCGAACAAACAAAGCAAUCGUUAAGUGAUACACAAUUUAUGAUUGCCAUUCAAUGUUGUCGUGCACUCGGCAAUAUUUGUUAUAACAAUGAAGAUGCACGUAAUAUUAUUUUAAAAUUAAAUGGUGCUGCUGUUAUCAUCAAUUUACUCGAUCUCAAACUGGAUGCCAACAAUGAAUUGGAGGUGACAUUUGCCAAAUUUCGUGGUGGUUUGAUAUCGAAUUAUUUGCUUGGCGGUGAACAUUUGGCGAAAAAUGCCAUGGAACUGGACAUUUUACGGAAAAUCGAAAACAUUUUGGACGAUUGCAUUGAACGCGUCGAUACAAAUCACAGCGAAGAGAUUCUAUUGAAUACACUACAACCGCUUAGUUUACUCACCGAAAAUGUGGCCGAUUUGAAUUUUUCACACAAACUCAACGGACAAUUGGCCAAAAUUUUAACCAUUUCAAAGGAUCCAGAUGUGGCCGAAAUUUGUCUCGAAAUGCUUAACUAUCAAGCGGAAAAUGAUGACGUUAAACUACAAUUGGCCAAGGAUGGUGUUUGCGAAACGAUUUAUCGUUUACUCGAAACAUACAAAACAUUAGCAAAUACCAAUGAAGCGAGAGCUCUUAUGAAACUUGCAUGUGAUUUAAUCGUUUUAAUCCUGACGGGAGAUGAAUCAAUGCACUACCUCUACAAUACAUCGCUGUUAAAAUAUAUGGAAGACUGGCUGGAUAAUUCUUAUGACAUUGAUCUAUUAACAACUGGCGUAUUGGCGUUGGGUAAUUUUGCGCGCACCGAUAGUCAUUGCAUUGAAAUGGUCAAUCGGAAUAUCACCACAAAAUUACUAACAAUUCUGUCAAAAAAUAAUGGUAUCGAUAAUGAGAUGAAAUUGCAGCAUGCAUUGUUGAGUGCACUUCGAAAUUUGGUCAUACCGAAAGAGAAUAAAUCGGUGAUUAUCAAGGCCGGUUUGGUCGAAACAAUAUUGCCAAUGUUGAAAAUUCAUCAGGCGCCCGUUGUGUACAAAUUGCUUGGCACAUUACGUAUGCUAAUCGACGGUCAGCCAUCGUUGGCACAUCAACUACUUGAAAAUACCACAUUGAUACAGCAAUUGAUUGAAUGGUGUCAGUCGUCCGAUUGUUCCAGUGUAACAGGUGAAUCGUUCCGUUUGAUGGCAUGGCUGAUAAAGCAUGCGUACAAAGAUACGGCCAGCAAUAUAGCGACAACAUCACCAUCGCCAGCCACAACCACAGCAGCCGAAUCGGCGGCAUCAAAUCGUUCUAGUCUGAAAGCGUUCAUCAAAAUUGCGGGUUCGGUACAAUGUAUGGUGACGAUGCUAUCGUCACAGCAUAUGGUCAUGCAAAAUGAAGCAUUGAUUGCCUUAUGUAUAAUGUCUUCAUUGUUCAUACCGCGUGCAUCGCCGGCAUCCAUUGCUGACAACGAUGUUAAUUUAGCAAAAAUUUUAAUCGAUUGUGAUUUAGGCGGCAAAUUGGCCGAUUUUAUUCAGCGCAACGCUGACGCAAUGACUAAAGAAAUUGUUGAAAAUGUACAAACGCUAAUGGCACCGUUACGCACAUCCGAUACACUUAUCGAACACCUCAAUCAACACAACAUUGAUGAAUUACUAAAAACAAUUCCAAUUCUCACCGAAUACUGUACAUUGUAAAAUUAGCGCGCUGUAUUCCGUUAUUCCAUUCGUUUCCUCUUCACAUUUUAUUCAUUUUCGAACCAAAUUUAAAAUCGUCUCCAAUUUGUAUGUAUGUGUGUAAAGGAGCGAGAGAAAUUAUGAGCAUUUCAGGUGUGUGUGUGUGUGUGUGUAUUUCGCGCGCAUCGUGCAGCAAUAACAUAUUUAAUGAGAGAAAAAAAUAGCAUAAUUAAAUUUAUAAAACAAAAAUCGCUUACCAUUAGUGCAUUUUAUAGUAAUUAGCACAUUUUCAUUUUGUUCGACCGAUUUUUUUCAUUGCAUACACAAGUUUUUUGUAUUGAAUUUUUCCAAUUUGUUGUUAAAAAAAAUUGUCACCGCAGAAAUAGUGCUUCAGGACACAAGCACCAAUGAUAUAAAGUAAAAUGUACAGUGUUUAGAUACCGGGGCGAAUGCAAAUUUCUUCGUUAGCAAAAGUUGGAAAUUGUUUUUUUUCUUUAUGUGCUUGCUUUCAAACACAUCUUAGACAUUAUACAAUACACACGUAUUAAAUAGCAUUUAGCACCAAUAGAUUUAUUUCUCUCUUAUCCAAACAAACAAAAAAAAAAACAACAAAACAAAUCCUCGUCUUAUCGAAGUAAAAACACUUAAUUCAAUUCAAUUGUAGCCGCUUAGAUGCAUUUGUUAUUUAAGAAAAAUAAAAAUUAAAUACUUACAAAUUGUACUAUAGAGAAUAAACGUUUUAUUUAAUAAAAAAAUUAUUCCAACACCGAA
Molecule: messenger RNA, 3148 nt
Organism: Contarinia nasturtii (swede midge)
Lineage: Eukaryota; Metazoa; Arthropoda; Insecta; Diptera; Cecidomyiidae
Gene: vimar
Product: rap1 GTPase-GDP dissociation stimulator 1
Exons: 5
Coding region: 428-2398 (656 amino acids)
Biological process (GO): positive regulation of GTPase activity
Cellular component (GO): cytosol
Molecular function (GO): guanyl-nucleotide exchange factor activity; protein binding
Source: RefSeq, a predicted model, not a curated record